Melitaea cinxia (Glanville fritillary) is the source of this 755-nucleotide messenger RNA. RefSeq names its product histone-lysine N-methyltransferase SETMAR-like. The record is from RefSeq and is a predicted model, not a curated record. The transcript has 2 exons. Gene Ontology annotation, molecular function: nucleic acid binding. NCBI's taxonomy places the organism in Eukaryota, Metazoa, Arthropoda, Insecta, Lepidoptera, Nymphalidae.
AUGUCAACGUUUCAACUGUACCAAUCAAUAAAGAAGCUCGACAAAUGGGUGCCUCACGAAUUGAAUAAACGCCAGUGCGAAAUACGCGUCGAGACCUGCCUUGCACUGCUCAACAGACACACAAAUGAAGGCGUAUGGAAUCGCAUUGUUACUUGGGACGAAAAAUGGAUUCUAUUCGAUAAUCGCAAGCGCUCAGUUCGUUGGUUAGAUCCUGGUGUAGUACCUAAACAAUGCCCUAAACGAAAAAUGACCCCUAAGAAAGUGAUGGUAACUGUUUGGUGGUCUAGUGCCGGUGUAAUUCAUCACAGCUUCUUACCAAACGGCAUGAGCAUUACUGCAGAUGUGUACUGUGAAGAAAUAAACACAAUAAUGGGAAAGCUCGCACGUCUCCAGCCAGCUUUGGUCAGUCGCUCGGCUCCGCUGCUCCUGCACGACAACGCGCGACCUCAUACUUCACAGCAGACGGUCUCCAAGUGCCAAGAGCUGGGGUUGGAAGUUCUCCGUCAUCCACCGUACUCAAAAGAUCUUGCCUUUAAAGACUUCCAUUUUUUCUAGAAUUUGGAUUACUUUUUGGCGGGAAAAAAAUUCAAUACCCGAGAGGCAGUACAAAAUGCCUUUGAAGAGUUUGUUGCCUCCCGUCCAGCAGAGUUUUUCAAGAAAGGCAUCAAUAAGUUACCACUACGUUGGCAAAAAUGCAUUGAUUCCAUGGGUGAUUUUUGAAUACUAAACUUUGAAUAAUAAAAAUAAAAAAUAUA